Messenger RNA from Onthophagus taurus, 2100 nucleotides. The record is from RefSeq and is a predicted model, not a curated record. Lineage: Eukaryota; Metazoa; Arthropoda; Insecta; Coleoptera; Scarabaeidae.
AACGCGAAAAAGUGACGCAUAGAGGUAAAAAACAAAUUUACCCCUAGGUAAUUUUGGAAAGUCCCUUUUAUAAAUAACACUUUUUUCUAAGAAUUACUUUUACUCAAAGUCAAUUAUAUGCAAAUCUACCUGUGCAACAUGGAUUUCCUUAUAAGGGCGCAGGGCAAGUUAUUCGGUCACUUUGUCUCAGCGCUUCAUUGGUAUACUUUCAGUUAAUUUUGUGACGUUUUGAGUGGUAGUAAUUUUUGAAGAAAAUAUGGAUUUCAAGGUUUUAGGUAAGUAUUAUCAUAUGUAUAUAACAGUUUUUCAAUUGAUGUCUUGAUUGCCAGUUAACAUUAUGAGAAAGUAUAUCAUGAAUUUUGACGAUUUUGAGGUUUUGAACUAUAAUAAGUCUUGAUGCCCGCCUACGCCCGCUUUGAAUGUUGAUCGUAAAAAUAGUUUAAAGUAUUACGUAUUUCGUGGUGUAUGAUUUAGACCCGCCACGAUCCGCCUGUCGAAAAUAUUUUGCAUUUUAUCACCACAUCUCCGUAAAACACGCAAUUAUUAAGUAAAUAAGGCUUACUAAAUUUUGAAGCCGGCUUAAGCCCACUUUGGUUAUUGAUUGUAAAUAUAGUUUUAAGUAUUACCUUAUCCGUGGUGAAUGAUUUAAAACCACCUCGAUCCAACUUUCGAAAAUAUUAUGCAUUUUAUCACCACAUCUCCGUAAAAAACGAAACUAUUUAAAACUAACAACUACAUAUUUCUUAAAAGGCUCAUUAAUUUUUUGGUAAUAAUAUGUUUCAGAUCAUAUUCUGUAUACCCAAUAACUUUUUUUAUGCGAUUGUUUUUGUUCAUUUAUUUGUUUAUUAUUUAUUACAGCUGAAAUCACGCGUAUAGAUCUAUGCAAUAAAUUUCUUAAGGGUGGUUUUAGCAAUAGAACCGAAACGGAGGUAUUUAACGAAAUACUAACAUACAUGAACGGGCGUGGCUUUACUCCAAACGAAACCCAAAUAAAAUCUUUUUUAAAGAAAUGGGCAGAAAAAUGGAGAAAAUCUGGACAUUCUUGGGAAAAAUUUAUUAUUAAAAAUCAAAAUUGGUUAGAUGACAAACCAUUUAAGAAGUUAUCUGAUGAGAGUGUGUCAGAAGCUGGACCUUCAAAACGAAAAUGUUUUGCAGAUUUGUCAACUUCUCAAAAAAAUAGAGCAACCAAAGGUAAUCGUUCAGCACGUGUGGGAUAUAAUGUGACUAUAAACUUAACUUUUAGAAAUAAGAGAUAGUUACACAUCUGAAGAAUUAUCAUAUGCAGCUACAUCUGCACUUAGGCAAGCACACAAAAUAGAUGCAGCAAAAGCUGUAAAAAUGGCUACUCUAGUCCCCGAAGACGUAUUGUCUGCCGUAGGGCGCAGUGUUCCUGAACCAUUUACCCCAGAAGAAGCAAUAGCUUUAUUUAUUAUAAAUGGUAAACAAACAAAGGCUCAGUAUCAAAAUAUGCGUUCAGCAGCCUUGUGGAAAAAAGUUGAUAUUUAUCCAACAUACCACGAGAUACUAAAAGCCAAAAAAGAAAGCUAUCCUAUUUUAAAUCCAGAGUAUUUUUCGGAAAUGGAGGCAAAGGUAUCUCUUCAACAUCUGGUGGAUAGAACAGCCGAAAGAAUUUUAAAAAAUAUACCCAUAGAAAAUUGCCCAAACAAGUUAAACAUAACGUUUAAAUGGGGUAUGGAUGGCAGCAGUGGUCAUCCUGAGUUUAAACAAAGGUUUAUUAACCCUGAAAAUUCGGAUGCCACCGUAAUGUGUACGCACGCAUUACCCUUAUUCAUAGAAGGUGAUAAAAUUUUAGUUUGGAAUAAUGAAUCUCCUAAUUCGUCAAGUCUAUGUAGGCCAAUACGGAUGGCAUUCUGUAAAGAGGACCAAAAUUCUAUAAUGGCAGAAUACACGAGGAUGCUGAAAGAAAUAGAUAAUUUAAGACCAUCAAAAAUUAAGAUGUCAGAGACAUAUGAGGUGGAAAUGACCCAUACUUUUCUAUUCACCAUAAUAAAUGGAAAAGUUAUCAACGCUAUCAUUAAAAAUCCCGCUACUUCGAUAAAGAUGUCCAGUGUGUUUAGCUGGGCCAAAAGAUUUGAAUAA